GCUCACCCCGUAUCUGCCAUGCAAAACGAGGGAGCGUUAUGAAGGAAUCCGUCUUGUAAAGCCAUUGGUCCUGGUCAUCAGCCUCUACCCAAUGCUUUCGUGAUGCUGCUGCUGAUCUAUUUGGGAAGUUGGCUGGCUGGCGAGGCAGAGCCUCUCCUCAAAGCCUGGCUCCCACGGAAAAUAUGCUCAGUGCAGCCGCGUGCAUGAAUGAAAACGCCGCCGGGCGCUUCUAGUCGGACAAAAUGCAGUCGAGAACUCCGCUCGUUCUGUGCGUUCUCCUGUCCCAGGGCCAAAAAACCCACCUGCACUGCAUGGUUUCCCCAGCAAGAACAUCCCAGUGAGAAUGGCCCACAGAUGCCUGGGCAUGGCUCACCUGCAACUUCAACCAUGCAGGUGCUGCUGCUAACAUCUGCAGAAGAUUUGGACUGCACUCCUGGAUUUCAGCAGAAAGUGUUCCAUAUCAAUCAGCCAGCUGAAUUCAUUGAGGACCAGUCAAUUCUAAACUUGACCUUCAGUGACUGUAAGGGAAAUGACAAGCUACGCUAUGAGGUCUCAAGCCCAUACUUCAAGGUGAACAGCGAUGGUGGCUUAGUUGCCCUGAGAAACAUAACUGCGGUGGGCAAGACUCUGUUCGUCCAUGCACGGACUCCCCAUGCAGAAGAUAUGGCAGAACUCGUGAUUGUCGGGGGGAGAGACAUCCAGGGCUCCUUGCAGGAUAUAUUUAAAUUUGCAAGAACUUCUCCUGUCCCAAGACAAAAGAGGUCCAUUGUGGUAUCUCCCAUUUUAAUUCCAGAGAAUCAGAGACAGCCUUUCCCAAGAGAUGUUGGCAAGGUAGUCGACAGUGACAGGCCAGAAAGGUCCAAGUUCCGGCUCACUGGAAAGGGAGUGGAUCAAGAGCCUAAAGGAAUUUUCAGAAUCAAUGAGAACACAGGGAGCGUCUCCGUGACACGGACCUUAGACAGAGAAGUCAUUGCUGUUUAUCAACUAUUUGUGGAGACCACUGAUGUCAAUGGCAAAACUCUCGAGGGGCCGGUGCCCCUGGAAGUCAUUGUGAUUGAUCAGAAUGACAACCGACCAAUCUUUCGGGAAGGCCCCUACAUCGGCCACGUCAUGGAAGGGUCACCCACAGGGACCACAGUGAUGCGGAUGACAGCCUUUGAUGCAGAUGACCCAGCCACUGAUAAUGCCCUCCUGCGGUAUAAUAUCCGUCAGCAGACGCCUGACAAGCCAUCUCCCAACAUGUUCUACAUCGAUCCUGAGAAAGGAGACAUUGUCACUGUUGUGUCACCUGCACUGCUGGACCGAGAGACUCUGGAAAAUCCCAAGUAUGAACUGAUCAUCGAGGCUCAAGAUAUGGCUGGACUGGAUGUUGGAUUAACAGGCACGGCCACAGCCACGAUCAUGAUCGAUGACAAAAAUGAUCACUCACCAAAAUUCACCAAGAAAGAGUUUCAAGCCACAGUCGAGGAAGGAGCUGUGGGAGUUAUUGUCAAUUUGACAGUUGAAGAUAAGGAUGACCCCACCACAGGUGCAUGGAGGGCUGCCUACACCAUCAUCAACGGAAACCCAGGGCAGAGCUUCGAAAUCCACACCAACCCCCAAACCAAUGAAGGGAUGCUUUCUGUCGUCAAACCAUUGGACUAUGAGAUUUCCGCCUUUCACACCCUGCUGAUCAAAGUGGAAAAUGAGGACCCACUCGUACCCGAUGUCUCCUAUGGCCCCAGCUCCACAGCCACUGUCCACAUCACUGUCCUGGAUGUCAACGAGGGCCCAGUCUUCUACCCAGACCCCAUGAUGGUGACCAGGCAGGAGAACAUCUCUGUGGGCAGUGUGCUACUGACAGUGAAUGCCACGGACCCCGACUCCCUGCAGCAUCAAACCAUCAGGUAUUCUGUUUACAAGGACCCAGCAGGUUGGCUGAAUAUUAACCCCAUCAAUGGGACUGUUGACACCACAGCUGUACUGGACCGUGAGUCCCCAUUUGUCGACAACAGCGUGUACACUGCUCUCUUCCUGGCAAUUGACAGUGGCAACCCUCCUGCUACGGGCACUGGGACUUUGCUGAUAACACUGGAGGACGUGAAUGACAAUGCCCCCUUCAUUUACCCCACAGUAGCUGAAGUCUGUGAUGAUGCCAAAAACCUCAGUGUAGUCAUUUUGGGAGCAUCAGAUAAGGAUCUUCACCCGAAUACAGAUCCUUUCAAAUUUGAAAUCCACAAACAAGCUGUUCCUGAUAAAGUCUGGAAGAUCUCCAAGAUCAACAAUACACACGCCCUGGUAAGCCUUCUUCAAAAUCUGAACAAAGCAAACUACAACCUGCCCAUCAUGGUGACAGAUUCAGGGAAACCACCCAUGACGAACAUCACAGAUCUCAGGGUACAAGUGUGCUCCUGCAGGAAUUCCAAAGUGGACUGCAACGCGGCGGGGGCCCUGCGCUUCAGCCUGCCCUCACUCCUGCUCCUCAGCCUCUUCAGCUUAGCUUGUCUGUGAGAACUCCUGACGUCUGAAGCUUGACUCCCAAGUUUCCAUAGCAACAGGAAAAAGAAAAAAAAAUCUAUCCAAAUCUGAAGAUUGCGGUUUACAGCUAUCGAACUUCACAACUAGGCCUCAAUUGUUCCGGGUUUUUGUUUUCUUUGCAAUUUCACUUAGUCUGUACUUCAUCAUUUUGACAGCAUCUUCCUCCCUCCUUUAAUUAAUGGAAUCCUCUGAAUUUUCCCUGAAUGUUUAAAGAUCAUGACAUAUGACUUGAUCUUCUGGGAGCAGGAACAAUGACUACUUUUUCUGGUGUGUUAACAUGUCGCUAGCCAGGGUUCCAGGCACCCAGCGUUGUCUGUGGGUUAGUAUUGGUAUAUGUAUGAGUAUCUGUAUGUGUAUAUACACGGUAUUUAUAGAGAGAGACUAACCCGGAGAAGCCUCGUUUUGACGCCAUUCUUCCUUGCAAGGUUAAGCAAGGUGGGUGAAAACUAAGACAACUGAACCCUCCAGGGCCUCCCGCCUCAAGGUCAGCAUGAGGACAGACCACAGAGCUGUCACUUUUGCUCUGAAGCUGCUUCUCCACUGUCCCGUUCAGUCUGAAUGCGGCCACGACCAGCCAGGCAGGUCCACAGAGAGGGAGAGCAGAGAAAGAAGUCCUUUCUCUUUACUGAGUUCGAGGACUGCAACCGAUUUUCACUGCCAUCUGAUGCCGUGAUCCUGAGCCAAGGUGGUGAGGAGCAGGGCGGGCAAUUUCACCACCACAUGCCAAGAAAAGGGCUGACAUUUUCUUUCAUGGGCACCAACCUGCAUUUGUCUGUGUCCCGAAUCCACAGUCGCACUGAUUCUUAUGGGGACACAGAUCAUGGUAAAGAAUCUCUCCCUCCUCAGUAAAUGUGUAACUGCAACUGUCAUCAUGGAGGUCAUACCUGCAUACAAAGAGGUCUACAGGUACCAUCUUGUAUACACAUAUAUACCCACAUGUACAGACAUACAUUUAUGCACAUUCACUCCGUUUGUUUCAUAUAUACAGGCAUAAAAUAGAGUAAAUACAGGUAGUUUUAAAAGUACCCUUUUGUGUGAAUUGACUACCGUUGUUUGCAAACCUGAAAAUAAAAGACGUUCAUUAUGUAUGAAAAGUAACUGAUUUGUAUUCUGUGAGCAUGUAAAAGCAGAAAGUUAGUGCUUGUUCUAAGAUUCCCUUCUUGUUGAUAAACCGUAAAUGAAUCAUCAAAGCUCACACCAAAUUUUUCUAUCAAAACUAGUGACAGCUUGUGGCUUUUGAUUAGAGCUCGCCACGAACUAGGGUAAGGUAAGUGUCUUAGCAUAUUUUAAUGCAGUUGCUUUACUAAAGGUUUUAACCGCACACGCACACACACACGCUUUCUUAUGCAAUCUAUGUUUGCACUUGUGCUUUCAGUUAGCUUUCUGUAGGAAGUAGAAGUCUCAUGUUGUCUUUGUUGUAGUGAAAUUAUACAGAUAGAGUUCCAUAUAUUGUAUUUGUUUCCAUAGUAAAUCCUUUUGGAACAUAUAGAAUGCAGAGAUUUUUUUUUUCCAUUAAAAUAAAUGGGUAUUGGUGGUUAAAACUGCUGGACAGUAACUUUUCUCUGAUUUCUAUCUUGUGUCUAAUGUCACUGAUGCUGGCUGGGUCUUGUCUUAGCGCAAGUUCACUAUUUGACUGACCAUUUGGGGUCUGUCGUACAUCUCUGGUAGGUGAGUGGGUCUAUAAAGACAGAAGUACCAGUUCUCAGCAUGGGCAAUGGACUCAUGUUGUCCACCUCAUGAUAUGAUCUGAGGGCAUCAUAAUCAGCUAUAAAAGUAAUUGCAUACUCAAAGAUGAGACGGACCAUUCUCAAUUUGAUGACCACAUUAAGCAUAGUCACAGCCAUCUGUCAAUAGUCCGAAGACCUGGGGAUUUUUCUCUGGAACAAAUCCUGCUGCUGGAUCAGGAGAUGCCAUACCUUGAACUUGAUAGGGUCAUUCUCCACAAGCACAUGCCCCCGACUCAGGGACAGGGAAAUCUAAGCCUGUGCAUUCACACUUUACAACAUUUCCUCUACUGGCUUAUAGGGCACUAUCACGUGCCUCCCUGGCACACCUCGCUGCCCUCUUCCUGCAAGCCAGGGGGAGAACGUUCACCCUUGAACAAACCAAGAGCAUCCUCAGCCAGUCAGGCAGCUGGUAGCCGGACACGUAUGCUAACUGGCAAUCAGGAAGUCGCCCUCCAACGUAAACUUCAGCCACCUGCAAGGAGAUACACAGCAGCUGAAUGACCAUUCACUGAAGGAAAUAGAUACAAGACGACUCCUUUUCUCUCAAGCCAGUAAGCUCUCCUGCACUUUGCAAACCGAACCAGAAGCUUAACUUAGCUGAAAAUUCAGAAAGGAGUAAAGUGCACACUUCAUUAAUAAAUAGAAUAUGCCUCAACUUUCCCUUAUUUAAACAUAUUCUCUGUCCCCACAGUUCUCAUCAGGACAGGGAUACUUCCGUCAUGUUGUUCUUUCUAAUACUUCCCAGAAAAAAAAGAAAAAAGAAACCAAUUCCUAUAGGCCAAAGUGGUAGCAUUUCCUGAAUCACAGGAUGUUUUGUUAACCUGCUGGAAUAUAUUACAUUGUUUACUGAAAACCAUAGUAGAAUCAAAAUGUUAUUUCAUUAUUACCUAUGCAUUUUAUCUGAGUCCAACUUAUUAAAAAAUGAAGUCAAGUAAGAACCAGAAAUUGCUUUUCCCAAUUACUGAGCACAGGUUCUGAGGGUCUUAUUUCCACUGAGCAAACAGUCACACCUUCACUUCUUUUUAUUAAUGCUCAACCACCUGAGUUGAUUAAAAAUCACAUUUUCUCCCUCAUUUUACAUAUGAUUAAUUAAUUAUUUUGGAUAAUUUGUUUUAAUAAGAAUAUGCACACAUUUUCUAAUUUCAAUGAAAGUCACCUUCAAUACUGCCAAUUCUCUCCAAAUGAGCAUCAUUUCAGGUGGAUAUACCUGCUAUGCCUCUUGGCCGACACCGGCAAAUCAAAGCAUCAUAAUGAAAUAAAUCCAGCCAGAUUUCAUGCUAGGUAUCAGAUAAGACUUUAGCUCUUAAAGAACAUCAUUAGAAAUUUUGAUAUCUCAUUCCAGAGUUUCAGAAUGUCAAUUUAAACAGUCUGAUAAAUGGAACAACCAUCUACCAUCACACUCAUAGAGUAGCUCAAAUUGCAUUUUACCCAGAAUAAAUACAUUGGGUCUUAAUCUUAAGAUGUGACAACUAAAAAAAUUUUAACAAGUCUGUGUUUGAUCCUGGAUUUGGUGCAGUUGCACCCAGGCACAAGCUUUCCAGAUGAUUCUGAGGAAAGGAGUCUACAAUUUUCCUGGGGGGUGUAU
Messenger RNA from Chlorocebus sabaeus (green monkey), 5829 nucleotides. It is a transcript of the gene CDH13, whose product is annotated as cadherin 13. Gene Ontology annotation, biological process: cell-cell adhesion mediated by cadherin; multicellular organism development; cell migration. Gene Ontology annotation, molecular function: cadherin binding; beta-catenin binding; calcium ion binding. Lineage: Eukaryota; Metazoa; Chordata; Mammalia; Primates; Cercopithecidae. Gene Ontology annotation, cellular component: adherens junction; plasma membrane; catenin complex. The record is from RefSeq and is a predicted model, not a curated record.